Messenger RNA from Drosophila rhopaloa, 2723 nucleotides. Its product is annotated as glycerate kinase. The coding region runs from base 69 to 1532 and encodes 487 amino acids. The record is from RefSeq and is a predicted model, not a curated record. Gene Ontology annotation, biological process: protein phosphorylation. Gene Ontology annotation, molecular function: glycerate kinase activity. The transcript is spliced from 2 exons. Lineage: Eukaryota; Metazoa; Arthropoda; Insecta; Diptera; Drosophilidae. Gene Ontology annotation, cellular component: cytoplasm.
AAUGAUAAGUAAAACUGGAUUUUUAGCAUCGCUGAUUAGGAUCGCCCGUGUCCGUAGCACCUUACAUAAUGGCCAAGCGACAGACUUGGGAUCAAAUGCGUCAGAUCUUCGUUCAGGCGGUGAAUGCCGUGCAUCCUGAGAAGAUAUUUGCCGAUUUCCAGAAGUUCGAUUUGCGUCCCCAUGUCGGGGAAAACCCCAACGAAAUCUCCAUAAAACUGAAUGGAGAGCGACAGGAUAUUAGUGGAAAGACCUGCCAUAUCGUGGGAUUCGGCAAAGCCGUCCUGGGAAUGGCCAACAAAGUGCAUCAGGAUCUGGGAGCCUCUUCGGCCGGCGGAGUCCUAAGUGUUCCCGUCAACACUCUAAAACAGUUCCAACAACCCAUUGCAUCUGGUUUGAAUAUCCACGAAGGAGCAGCCAACAAUCUCCCGGAUGAGGGUGCCCUAAAAGCAGCCCAGGAAAUCAAAGAACUGGCCAAAAAGAUGACACCCCAGGACGUCCUCUUCGUCUUCAUUUCAGGAGGAGGAUCUGCUCUACUGCCCUUGCCGCGGGCACCAUUAACUCUGGAUGAUAAGCGUUCCAUUGCAGAUAAACUGAUGAAACGAGGAGCCAGCAUCCAGGAGAUUAACGCCGUGAGGAUUGCCUGUUCGGACAUUAAGGGCGGACGCUUGGCCAGGUUUGCCGGCCAAGCCGGACUCCUUGUGACCUUUGUGCUGAGCGACAUCAUAGGAGAUCCCCUAGAGCUGAUAGCCUGCGGUCCCACCAUUCAACCAGUGGCUGAAGCCUUCCCUUCCGACAUCCUCAGGAAACACCAGGUGUGGGAUGAGCUAUCCCCGGAGAUACAGCAGGUCUUUGAGACAACGCAACACCUGGAGAACCCUUUGCUACCGGAGCACAAGAUCUUUGUGGUGGGCAGUAAUGUGAUAGCCACUUCAACGGCCGCCCUGGAGGCAGAAAAACUUGGCUACAUUCCCUGCAUUCUUAGUUGCGGCGUUCAAGGAGACGUUGCCCAAGUGGCUGGCGACUAUCAACGAUUGCUGCAGGGCAUCCAGGAGGCCAAACAUCAGGGCAUUCGUGAUCCGCAGCUAAGGGAGAAGUACGCCUUCGGGGAGAAGAGUUUCCCGGGCUUUAGGCGGGCCUUAGAAGAACACUUAAGCAGCAAGAAGCCACUAUUCCUGAUCUGUGGAGGCGAACCGGUCAUAAAAGUUACUGGUCAAGGAUUGGGCGGCAGGAGUCAGCACUUGGCCCUGCUGAUGUCGCAGGCUCUGCACCGCGACGAGGCCUUGAGGGAUUGCACGUUCCUCAGCGCCGGAACCGAUGGCAUCGAUGGACCCACCGAUGCAGCUGGCGCCAUUGGAGACAGCAGUGUGGUGGAGUCGUAUCUGGGUGAUCAUACGCUCGAUGAACUGGCCGAAACGCUGCGCAAUUGCGACAGCUACAAUUUCUACAAGAAUCUCUCGCAGGGCGACCACCACGUGCUCACUGGCCACACGGGAACCAAUGUGAUGGAUCUGCAUUUCCUGGUAGUGCCUUAGUGUACCGCCCCGCCCGCUCAUAAAUACUUAUAUAUGUGGGGCAGUUCGUUAAUGGAGCUGCUCUUGAACCGCAGACGGGCAAUAGUCGUUUAAAUUUGUUUUUACGAUUUUCCUCUUUAAUUUUGCUCUAUGAAAUUUUUACGACUUUUUUCAUUAACAUUUUUAAUAUCCAUUCAAAUUCAAAUAAUUUUGUGAUCUUUAUGCUCUGAGACGUUCUCCAGUGACAGCAUAAAAUGGCAAUUAGCUUUCGUCUCCGGUUAUGAAAUCAGCUUGGAAUUGUCUUGAUUGUAAUUAUGUGCCAGGCGACAGAUGUGAUAAAUCAAUUUGUAUAUGCGAUCACCACAGAGCAUAAAUAUAUCUGAGUAAUUUCCAUUUAAUUUCCAUUUCUUUUGUACUGCGUCUCAUAAAAAUGCGCUGCUAAUAAAUCAUCUUAAUUGUUCGAAACGCCAAAGGCAAACAGUAGCCAGCGAGCAACUACAACAAUAGCCAGCUAUAAUUGCAAUUAAAAAUGUAAAUAUAUUUGCUUCGCUUUAUUUUUAGCAACUGAAAAACUAAAACGCGACGCGCGCCCAGUUGCAAUUUAGCAAUUUUUACUAGCUAACACUUUGACUGCAUAUUUUUCUAAUUGUGAUUGUUUUGCCCGCUUCUAUCAACGCUUCUUAUUGUUUACUCCGUGCGGUAUAGCUGUAUAGUAUAAUUAUAAUUCCGCGCAUUUGCCACAAUUAUUAAAUAAUCACAUUCGCCAGCCAAUCUCUUGUGCUAUUUUUGCUCGACUAGGUUUGUUAUUAACUACAUUCUCUAGAUAUGCAUUAGCCGAAAGCGGAGAUGACUAAGUUCUGAUUCCUUUGAAACUAUACUAUGACAUGUCUGAGAUAUCUAUCUGCUGCGCACAAAAGUCAUUUGUCUCAACGAUGAAUUGACUGCAGAAAUGCUUUGUGCUGGAAAGUGAAUGAGUCAAGGGUCCAUCAAUAGGGGAAAUAUAUUUAUUAAGUAAAAAAUUUAAUUUGAACCAGAAGACCAAACAAAUUAUAUUGUUUUCUUUAAGCCAUUUUUUUAAAGAUUUAAUGACAAUCUGAAACAUUUCUUUAAUACAUAAUAAACUCGUAUGUUUUUUGCAAUUAUAUUUAGAAUUAAGAAAAAUUGUAAUGUACUCAUUUUUAUAAAAAACCAAAUACAUAUAUUUUAAAUGCA